AUGCCCUCCGAAGCCGACAAAAGUAUUAAGAUAAUUAAUGAAUUCAUGAGGGAAUACAAGAAGGAUAAGGAGAUCUACGCCUUAGCAGCGCAGCGGGCCGAGGAGCUAUGCACAGAGGUCCUCAAACGUGAAUCGGUGGAGUGUAUCGUUACCUCCAGAGCAAAAGACCCAGAAAGUCUCGAGAGGAAGCUUCACGAACGACUGAGCAAACGCCAAGAGGCUGCAGCUAGUUCAUGUAAAGAAAAGAAAGGCUACGGCAGCAUCGACGACAUCAGAAGUGACAUCGCAGAUUUGGUUGGAGUUCGGAUCUCGCUCUAUCUGCCGCGGAAAAAGUCCCAUGUUGAGAAAAUCCUGCGGAGGGAAUUCGAAGUGCCAUGGAAUCUCUCUUUGGGAGAAAAGGAAAAUGCCCAAGCAACGCAACCUCGUCUGUUCCCGGGGUACUGUGCCGAUCACUACCGCGUCUUCUUUAAGGAUGACUCGAUUCAAGAUAAAAGGCUCGACAAAAGGAUGAUUGAGAUACAAGUGGUUUCUGUUUUACGGCAUGUCUGGGCUCAAAUCCAACAUGACAGGGUGUACAAACAACUUAUCCCGACUACUGGGGAAGAUAUCCGGAUUUUGGACGCCUUGAGCAGCCUGCUAUACGCUGGUGAUUUUGUUUUGGAUCAGCUAUUUGACAGCCAGACUUCACGAAGUAAAUCUGAUGGUACACCGUUUAAGUCUGUGUAUCAGUUAGGGUCUUCGUUGGGUCAGUGGAUUGAAAACUUUCCGGAGCGCCGAGAUGAUAAUCUUGGAGAUGUUCAGUCACUUUUUACGUUACUUAGGGCUCUUCGUGUGAAUACACCCAAGGAGCUAUGGGGCGCGUUGAGGAACAUGGAUAUAUCCCUCACGCCGACGAGCGACUAUAUGGCCCUGGCCCGCAAGUAUGAACCGCUUCACCUCAGCAUCAGCAACUACGUAAUGCACCGCAUCAUUUGGCCCCGAGAUGAUCAGUGCAUAGUCCAGAGCAUCAGACGACUCGAGCCAAAUACACUCAACAACAACUGGUACAAGGUCAACGUGAUCGCAAAUGCAUUUAUAUUAUUAGAUCAAUUAUUCUCGCCCCCAUCCGAGUGGUUGCCCCUUCUUUAUACUGGGCAGGACGCAAAGAGACAUGAGGGGGGGAUUAAAUGGAUGUCCACGGGCAAGCCCUGGACAGUGUGUCAUAGGACGAUACCACUACACAAAGCCGACCAGAAGAAUAUAGAUGUGCUGUGGCAUUGCUUUAAUCAGCAUCACAAGGAACCCAUCAGAUUUGUCUUCACAUUCUCCCAGAUCUUAGUUGUGGAAGGGUUCUCGACGGAUCGGACUCUGUUGGACAAAUCUUUGUCCCUUCUCAUACGCGCCAUCGAAAUCUCUGCAAUAUUUUCUACAGGAUCAUGA
Molecule: messenger RNA, 1419 nt
Organism: Aspergillus pseudotamarii
Lineage: Eukaryota; Fungi; Ascomycota; Eurotiomycetes; Eurotiales; Aspergillaceae
Product: RelA/SpoT domain-containing protein
Exons: 1
Coding region: 1-1419 (472 amino acids)
Biological process (GO): guanosine tetraphosphate metabolic process
Source: RefSeq, a predicted model, not a curated record